GUAAACACUGUCCUCCAUAUGUAGCUGUCACUGGCACUGUUGAGGAGGCGCUGAGUUUACUGAGUUUUAAACGCGUGAAUUUCACCAUUUGGUAAAACAUGUCGGUGAAACACGCCCUCGGUCGGGGUCUGGAGCUGGGCAGGUCUAUUUUCCAGCUCGGUAUCCUAAAACCGGCCGGCCGGGUAGCAGCGAAGUUCCGCGGAGAGCGGCUGCGGUUAGGCCCCGCGGCCCGGACCGCUCAGCCUCAGCCUCAGCCUCUCCUGCCCGCUCGGUACCGAUAUUUCCGCAUGUCGCUCCGCGGCCUCGCUGCGCAGCUCCAGGCGGCCGGGUUUAGGAGGCUGGCCGGGGGCGGAUCCCCCAGGAACAGGGCCGUUUUCCUGGCUUUCGGUGUGGGUUUGGGUCUGAUCGAGCAGCAGCUGGAGGAUGACCGGAGGAGUGCAGCAACAUGCCAGGAAAUUCAGGCAUUAUUCAGGAAGAAGAAGUUCCAGAGCCCACUAAAGCCAUUCACCUCAGGGUAUAAGCUGGAGAACUAUGUGAUUGGCAAGCAGAUAGGAAAAGGCUGCAAUGCUGCUGUAUAUGAGGCUGCUGCUCCUUUUGCACCACUCAGAGAGAGCACCACAUGUUCGCUGGUGGAGCUGAAACUGAAUGGAGAAGAAACCAGCGUCUCAGAGUCCCUAAGAUUCCCCAGUACAGCCAGCUACCCACUGGCAGUGAAAAUGAUGUGGAACAUUGGGGCGGGAUCCUCUAGUGAGGCUAUCCUUAAUUCCAUGUCCCAAGAGCUGGUCCCUGCGAGCCCUCAGGCUCUAAAGAAGGAGAAGGGAGAGCUUGUCCUGAGUGGUCAUUUCGGGAGUGUGCCAAAGAGAGUGACCGCUCAUCCCAACGUCAUCAGAGUGUACCGGGCUUUCACAGCUGAGGUUCCACUGCUGCCCGGUGCUGAAGAAGAGUAUCCAGCUGCACUGCCCAGCAGGCUCAACCCUGCUGGCAUGGGCAACAACCGCACCCUCUUUCUAGUCAUGAAGAAUUACCCAUGUACGCUGCGUCAGUACCUGGAGGUGUGUGUGCCGGGCCGCAGGCAGGGCUCCAUGAUGCUGCUGCAGCUGCUGGAGGGCGUGGACCACCUGUGCAGGCAGGGCAUCGCACACAGAGACCUCAAAUCAGACAAUGUGCUGCUGGAGUUUGACUCAGUUGGCUGCCCCAGGCUGGUCAUCACUGACUUUGGCUGCUGCCUGGCAGAGGAGGCCUUGGGCCUGAAACUGCCCUUCACCAGCCGCUGGGUGAACAGAGGGGGGAACGCCUGCCUAAUGGCACCUGAGGUGGCUACAGCUGUACCAGGUCCUGGUGUGGAGAUUGACUACAGUAAGGCAGAUGCAUGGGCAGUGGGGGCCAUCGCGUAUGAAAUCUUCGGUCAACCCAACCCGUUUUACAGCCCUGAAGGCCUGGAGAGUCGCAGUUAUCAGGAGAAGCAGCUGCCAAGGUUGCUAGCCAGUACACCUGAGCAUGUGCAGCUGGUGGUAAAGCUGCUUCUGCGCAGGAAUCCGAACAAGCGUCCUAGUGCCCGCGUGGCUGCUAACGUCCUGCACCUCAGCCUGUGGGGCAAGCGAGCUCUGACCAGCCUGAACCCAGCCAGCAUGGGGAAGAUGGCAGACUGGCUGCUGUGCCAAUCAGCUGUGGUGCUCCUGAAGGGCUGCGGGCCCAGAGGCAGUUCUGUGGAGGCCGAGCUCCAGAGAGGAUUCCUCUCCAACCUGGACCUGGAGGAGCUCCGCAUGGCUGUAGGCUACCUGAUGUUCGGCUCCAGCACCCCACCGCGAUCCCAGAAGGAUAAGCAGUUGAGAUGAUGUAUGUAUGUAUGUAUGUUUUAAGGUUCUGGCCUUUAGAGGUAAAUGAAAUGUUUGCCCACAAAUAAGAUUUAAAGCACAGAAAUUUGCUGCUUUCUGAUCUACCAUAAGCUGUGGAAGCUCUACAAUCUGUUGAUGUAAUAGCACUUUAUGUACUUGCACCUUUUUGCCACUCUCCUCCUUUGUGACCUAGUCAUGAAAUAUAAAGUAACACAAAACAGUCUGGUAAUAUGCUGCUUCUGACUUAGCUAAGUUCUCUGUAUAUAGCAGUUCUUGUUUUACGGGUUUUCAAUAGGUUGUGCUAAGUCUAGUUAAUUGCCAGAACACGCAAAAUCAAAAUGCCCUCAAUUCUGUUUUUGUUCAUUACAUGUUUAUCACACAAAGCAAUAAACUCCCUGUGUCAUUUUA
Molecule: messenger RNA, 2243 nt
Organism: Colossoma macropomum (tambaqui)
Lineage: Eukaryota; Metazoa; Chordata; Actinopteri; Characiformes; Serrasalmidae
Gene: pink1
Product: PTEN induced kinase 1
Biological process (GO): positive regulation of mitochondrial fission; regulation of apoptotic process; protein phosphorylation
Cellular component (GO): mitochondrion
Molecular function (GO): ATP binding; protein serine/threonine kinase activity
Source: RefSeq, a predicted model, not a curated record